Molecule: messenger RNA, 4195 nt
Organism: Megalobrama amblycephala (Wuchang bream)
Lineage: Eukaryota; Metazoa; Chordata; Actinopteri; Cypriniformes; Xenocyprididae
Exons: 2
Coding region: 362-4180 (1272 amino acids)
Source: RefSeq, a predicted model, not a curated record
AAAAAAAAUCCAGUGCUGUGAGGAGCGCGGCUGGCGAGCUCUGCGGAAAUUCCUGGCUGAACGCAAUAAAGAAAAGUGCACAGAUGUCCAACAUCAUCGAAUCCCGGAGUGGAAGCCGGUUUUUCACCUUUCUUGCUGGCAUAUUUGAUACUUUCAAUAAAAAAGAAGAGUGAAAUCCAGUCAAGGCUCCAUCGAUGAUGUUUCCCUCCCUUUCAAGCGGGGAUAUUGUGCACAUAAACAAAUAAGCUUGACAGUGAAAAACCGGGAAACCAGUAGCAGCUGGAAACCUGUGACACUUAAAGAGACAAGAGACACUGUUUGAAGAAUUAUAAAUUUCUUCCCAACAUUAACUGAAAUCAAAAUGGCCGAGCAAGCGACCGGGAAGUCACUCGAGCAGCUGAAAGCAGAAAGGACAGUGGAGAAAAGAGCAUUCACACGACUAAUUAACACCAUAACCAGAGCUUAUCAAGAGAUGACGGAAGAUGAUCUUCACGACAGUUUAAGUAAACUCACUAAGCAAGCAGAGAAAGUCAUGGAAGCGAAUGAUGAUCUUGAAACGGGCAUCGUCGCAGAAUUAGAGGCGGAGCUGGACGCAGACAAGUCAGCUGUGUUAACAGAACAGCAAAAAGGCGACCUUGAAAAGACUGCGAGUGAGUGUGACUUAAAACUGAAAGAAAUUAAAGGUCUUCUUCAAGAAACUCUCUGGGCCAAGUAUGGAGAUCUUGAAUUGUCCACAGCGCUGCAGGUUGCUGAAGCUGAAAGUGAACGUGUCGCAGCAGUAGUUCCAGAUGGAAAUCACGAAGCAUACGACUUCAUGCUCAGUCACCUUCAAAAUUUAGUAAAGACUGCAAAAGACCUGUACAGCCGGUGGCAGCGGUGCAUCCCAUCAGGUGAUCAAAAUAACUUCCGCCAAGGCCUGAGAAGUCUCGAACUCAACGUUACCAGAUUAGUUUCGAGAAAAGCUGAUUUCAUUCGUGCGAGACGAGAGGAAGAGGCAGAGAAGAUAACACCUCCACCGACAAUCUCUAGCUACCCUGUGGCAACAAUUAAGUUAAAGCCCACGUCCCUCCCAAAGUUUACAGGUAACAAACGUGACUUUCACAGAUGGAAAAGAGACUGGGAAGCACUUCAAAAGCAGGGUGAGCCUACUGGUUCCAAGGAGGUUAAGAAGAUUCAGGUGCUUGACAGUCUCGAAGAGAGGAUUGUAAGAGAUCUUCGCCUCACCGCUCAUAAUACAGCAGAUGAUAUUUUCCGUGUCUUGGAAAAUCGCUACGGAAAUGUGACAGCUAUUGCUAUUGAAAUAGUGGAGGAUUUGCAAAAAAUACCUGCUAUAAGAAGUCACCACCCACGGAAAAUAGUCGAAUUAAUCCAAGCAGUAGAAAAAGCACUUGGAGAUUUGAGUGACCUUGGAAACACUGGCGCUAUUAAAAAUCCUUUAGUGACAAAGUCAAUUGAAGGGAAACUACCUGAGUCUCUCAAGAAAGAAUGGCUUGUUCAUGUCUCUGACCAGCAAAGCUCCAUCACACCAGACAACCGGUUUGAUAAUCUGUUAGCAUUCCUCAAAAAGCAAGAGAGCAUUUACGAGCAGCUCGAACAGCUAAGGGAUGAGGAAUCAAACAGAAGGGAGUCAAGAACCGAGCCAAGGUGGGCAAGAACAAAGUCCACAAAAUCAAGCAACGACCAAUCAGGGUGUGUAGUCUGUGGUGACGUUAGACAUAAAAGGAAGCUCUACUUCUGCAGACAGUUCCGAUCACUGAAGCUAGCAGACAAAAAGGCUGCAGUAAGAAAACUGGGAGCUUGUAAAAGGUGUCUCGAAAUCCACGAGGACCAUUCAUUCUGCAAACCCACCUAUCUAUGCAAAAACCAAGCCUGUGAAGACGAGAGUGUUCCUGAGCAUCACUACUAUUUAUGCCCAAGUGCUGAAAGAAAGGAAAGCAGUGCUAUCCAGAAAAAGAGCAAGUUUCAUACUGAAGGAGGCAAAGGCAGAAAAGACUACACAAAAGAUCAAGAAGACUUCCUCAGUAAACUUCCACCAGAAUUAGCACAGCAAUGCCGAAGUGUGUUCUCAAACACUGCAGCAAGAGCGUUUAAUGUGACGAAAGAACAGCCAAGUUUACUAGCAGAAUGUGGGUUGCUAGAACUGCCAGUAAUCAUGAUGCUUCUCAAUGUGACCGCUAAUGCGGGACAGAAAAUUGGAACAUUAAUUGACUUAGCAUCAGACACUAAUUAUAUAACACACAGUGCUGCAAAUCGUCUGAACCUGAGAGGUGAAAGAAUCACUCUUGUCAUCCAUGGAGUCGGAGGGAUGAAAGUUUGUGUAAAGACCAAGCGGUAUCUUCUAAAAAUCAGAGUAAGAACUCUCCAGGGCACUCUCAGGUCACAUCAGUUGGCUUGCUAUGGAUUAGAAAGCAUCGCCGAGAUUCACAAAACAGUGCUGGCUGAGCAAUUGCAAAAUUUCUUUCCAGAUGUUCCCCUUGUCGAACUUGAGAGGCCUAAAGUAGUCGAGCUGCUUAUAAGCCAUCGAGAAGGCCAGCUAGCCCCACAGAGAGUCAGGGUGGUUGGAGACCUGGUUCUAUGGGACGGUCCCCUGGGAAAGACAGUUGGAGGAACUCACCCCAAGCUUUUCGAAGAGGUUGCUGUAUCAGCUCACAGGUCCAAAACGCACUUCGCAAGGUCGAUGAGAAUGGCAGCUGUGAAGUAUGAGGAAGUAACAGAGUACUGUCCACCAAACAAGCCAUUAGCCAGAUUUCAUGAAUCAAGCACACCAACCAGCACCCGAGACUUUCUGGAGUGGUGGAAGUGGGAUUCCAUUGGUGCAGCAUGUGAGCCUAAAUGUGGUGGCUGUCGCUGUGGAAAUUGCCAACCUGGUGGGAAGGAAAUGACUCUUGCUGAGGAGAGGGAACUCGAAAUAGUAAGAGAAGGCCUCUCUUAUGUCAUAGAAGACAACCACAGCAAAGAACCACACUGGCACGCAAAGUAUCCUUGGAUGGAGGACCUAGCUUCCUUGCCAGACAACAGGAGUGCAGUUGAGGCUACGUUCUUGAGGAUGGAAAAACAGCUAGCCAAAGAACCUGAAUGGAAGGCUGCUUACAGCGCUCAGGUGCAGGACAUGCUUGACACAGGGGCUGCAGUAAAGUUAUCCAAAGACGCAAUUGCUAAUUGGAUUGGGCCUGUAUGGUAUGUAAGCCAUCUUAUUGCUCCUAACCCUCACUCAGUCACAACACCAGUGAGGCUUGUUUGGAACAGCAGCCAAAGAUUCAGAGGUGUCAGCAUGAACGAUUUGUUAGUGAAAGGUCCAGACUUUCUUAACCAGAUACGUGCUGUCCUGCUGAGGUUCAGGAGUGGAGUGUACGCGGCAUUAGGGGACAUCAAGAAGAUGUACAAUUCAGUUUGGUUAGAGGACAGAGAAAUGCAUCUACACCGAUUCCUUUGGCGAAACUCUGAAGACAAGGAGCUGGAGGAAUAUGCAGUCACACGAGUCAACAUUGGAGACAAACCAGCAGGGUGCAUCGCGCAGCUAGCAAUGCGUGAAACUGCUAAUUUGCCAUCCUUUGCUCACCUUGAGGAAGAGCGCAGAGUGCUCCAUCAAGACAGCUAUGUUGACGACAUUCUCACGUCCCACAACGACUUUCACCAGCUGAGGUCCAUCACUGCAAAUGUGGAGCUGAUCUUAAAGGCAGGAGGGUUUCUUCUUAAGCCAUGGGUAUUCUCAGGUCAAAGUGGGAGGGGUGACCCAGAAAAUGAGCCCUCUGUAAUCAAGGAAAAGAUCAUGGUUCUACCAAACCAAAUGCACGAGGACGACAAUAAAGCACUUGGCCUGGGUUAUGACGUGGAAGAUGACAAGCUCCAUGUGAUGACAUCAAUCAAUUUCUCAAAGAGAAAAAAGAAAAUGAGACUAGGUCAAAAUCUCUCACAAGAGCAAGUCAGAACCCAGACACCGAAUCCACUGACACGUAGGGAGUUGUUGAGUCAGAUAUCAGGGGUGUAUGAUCCGGUAGGCCUAGUGACUCCCGCCAAACAGAAGGGGGCAAUUCUAGUCCGCAGAGCUUUCCAAGAGGCAAAAGAUGGAAAGGUUCCAGUCAGUGAAAGUUGGGAUACUGCCCUCUCGGACGGUCUAAGAGAAGACGCGGUUAAGCUCUUUGAGGAAUACGUCCAGCUUGGCCAGAUUCAAAUUCCCUAGGGCUUUAACUCCUCC